AUGUCCCGAAAUCCUACUGUCGUUGUCGUCCCUGGAGCGUGGCACCCUGCCUCAUGUGUUGAUCCCUUCUGCGAGUCCUUGAAGAAAGCUGGGUUUCCUAGCAAGAGCAUCACCCUCAGAAGUGUUGGCAAUGCCGAUAUCAGCGUUUCCGAUGACGUGGCUCACAUCAAGUCUGUCAUCGAGCCACUUGUUCAAGGUGGAGAGGACGUUAUCCUCAUUGUCCAUUCCUACGCUGGCUUUCCAGGCACAGGCGCCAUUGCCGGCUUAGAUAAGAAGGGGAUAAAAGCCCGUGGCGAGAAAGGAGGUGUUCUUGGAAUCGUGUUUCUCGCCUCGUUUGUUCCUUUGGAGGGAGAGACCCUCGUGAGCCUCCUUGGCGGUUCCCUGCUGUGGUGGAUGACGGAUAAUAUUCGCGAUACGCAUCUUUACGACACACCCAAAAAGGAAAUCGUGGCGCCGCGUUUUGUCCAAUUCUGCGCAGCGAUGCUACUUGCGGUCCUCUCCACCAAUACUGACAUGCACGGCGCCGCGGACCUGGAGGUCCCUCAUUUUGAGGUGGACGUGAUCUUCCCACUGCGUUUGCUCCGAGAUUUCGAACUCAUCUGGGGCAUUAUGCCGUACUCCCAUGGCUACGUCCCUAGAGGCACCACCUACGACCUGGGCAACCUUACAGAUCCAGAUCCUUUGGAGGACAAUAACAGUGAUACCGCCACCCCCACCGACAACACCAACGCUACGGACUGGAUCACCCGGAAGCAGGUCCAUGAGAGCUACAUGUUGCAGUUGUAUCUGCACUGGCCUGAGCAGGAGUCGCGCUGUGGAUUCGACGUUGGUAUUUUCAAAGAGCCACUCAUGUUUUCGGUUGAAGUGCAGUAUCAUACUUCGGAUAAGAGCCCGCCCAUCUCGCUGUCUUCUAGAUCCAAGGAAAAUGGCAAGAAGUCCGGUUCCACGGUGCCCUGUUUCUCAGUUGACAGGGUAUUUUAG
Molecule: messenger RNA, 981 nt
Organism: Scedosporium apiospermum
Lineage: Eukaryota; Fungi; Ascomycota; Sordariomycetes; Microascales; Microascaceae
Exons: 3
Coding region: 1-981 (326 amino acids)
Source: RefSeq, a predicted model, not a curated record